Nycticebus coucang (slow loris) is the source of this 4893-nucleotide messenger RNA. It is a transcript of the gene CNST, whose product is annotated as consortin, connexin sorting protein. Gene Ontology annotation, biological process: positive regulation of Golgi to plasma membrane protein transport. Gene Ontology annotation, molecular function: connexin binding. The coding region runs from base 340 to 2511 and encodes 723 amino acids. The record is from RefSeq and is a predicted model, not a curated record. Gene Ontology annotation, cellular component: transport vesicle; trans-Golgi network; plasma membrane. The transcript is spliced from 12 exons. NCBI's taxonomy places the organism in Eukaryota, Metazoa, Chordata, Mammalia, Primates, Lorisidae.
CGCAGAGGGAGGCGGGGCGGAGAGGCAAGAGGUGUCUCCUCCACCGGAGCCGCGGGAGACCCGGGCAAGCUCUGUGACAGCGCGUCGGCCGCCAUGUCAGACAGCGGGGCUGGAAACAGACCUGGCGCUCGGCGGUAGCCGUCCUUUCGCCUCCGAUUCGCAGUUGACCAGCAACUUUAAUUUAGCAGUCAGAAUCCGUUGAUCUUUCUCAUCUUACUGAUGGUGUCUGAUGGAUUGGCCAAGAAGAAACUGAGGGCAAGGAAACGUUGAGCACACAGAUACUAGAAGCCAUGGAAGGACUUUAAUGAAACUUUCAACGGUUUGACAAAGGAUGCUCUAAUGGAUGACAGUGAUACUCCUGCACAGAAUCUGCGCAUUGAACCACACGAUGGGUGUCACCCUGCCGACACUGUGGAAAGGAGUGUGACACACCUGCCUUCUGCCUCAGACGAAAAUGAAAAUCAGCUUGAUGGGGAUGGGAAUGAACAUCUGACCGGCAGUGACAACGCAAUGGGAAGACCCGAAGUGUUUGAGCAGGACAGUCUGAACAACAAUGAAAGCUGCACGUUGAGCUGUGAGGCAGCAGCAGGUGAGAACUGGGAAAACCCUGCUUGUGAAGACCCCAAAGAUGGGCAGACUUUCUUGGGAAUGGACAAAAAAAUACCUGGAAAAAGACGUGCAAAGAGCCAAAAAGGCACUGCCAAGAAGAUACCACCAGCACUCUCCUCAGGAGAUACUGCACUUUUAAUUCAAGAAAAAAUACCAAGUGCAGCCACACGUGGUGCUGGUGAUGAAGACGCUGCUGAAGUGAGUGCUAAUGAUCAACCAGAUGCUCCAAAGCUAGUUCUGCAGUCUCUGUUUUCACUCAUACGAGGGGAAGUUGAGCAGUUGGAUUCGAGAGCACUUCCGCUUUGCCUUCAUCAGAUUGCAGAGUCCUAUUACCACGAAGAGGACUAUGAGAAAGCAAUGAAAUUCAUUCAGCUUGAACGAUUGUAUCAUGAGCAAUUGCUCGCAAAUCUUUCUGCCAUUCAGGAACAGUGGGAAACAAAAUGGAAAACUGUGAAACCACAUACAGUUACGUCUCUAAGGAAUUCAGAAAAAGGAUUCAAUGGUGAAGAUUUUGACCGACUUACCAAAAUUUGCACAACACAUCAAGAUCCUGUUUUAUCCAAGCACGAGAUAGCAGCUGUAGAAAAGUGCCCAGGAAGGAAAUGCUGUACUCAGUUAAUUGUGUCUGAAGAGCCGAAGGAAAGAGGAGCUGCAGCCAAAGAAUCAGAGAGUGAAUCUUGUCUUGGCACAGAACCAAGCAGAGAAAGCCAACAUAAAGAAGAGCCCCUAGGGAACAGUCCCUCCUGUGAUCAGAUGGACGGGCAGGCAGCUUCCCCAAGCCCUGUGGUCGCUGCAGGGAAGGACCACACGGCGGAGCCGCUCUGCAGCACUGAGGCCACCCCGGAGCUCCACGCCCAGUCCUCAGAGACAGCGGAUGGGAGGAGGUCUGGGCCAGACUCUGCCGAGAAUGCUUGUGAUGAUGACAGCCACCUGCAGCCGGCUCAAACAGAGACGUGCCAGAAUUUAGCCAAAAUAGAGGGCAUUGCCGGGGACCCUAAGGUAUUGCCUUCCAGUGGGUCAGUGACAGAACCAUUGAUUUUACCAGGCUGUGAUCACAUACUUCCCACGUCGAUUUCUGAAGGUAAAAAUUCACAGGCUCAAAGAAAAGAACUCCACUUGCCACUUCAGGAUGCUUCUGAGGCGUUGCCCACAGACCAACUUGAGAACAGUGAAUUAAAUGAGCUGCGGCAGCCUGAUCUUACAGAGAGUGAUGGAAAAUCACUACGGGGGCAGGCUGACUCAGAGGCUGCUGAGAAUGUACUUUGUGAAAAUAAUAAAAUAUCUGACUUAAGUACACGGCUUCCAGAGGUGUAUAUGGCCCCAGAAGAAAAGGGAGAUAAGGACGAACAACUCAAUAAAGAGACAGAAGACUACUUGAACAGCCUAUUAGAAGGAUGCUUAAAAGAUACUGAAGAUUCUCUCUUGUAUGAAGAGGAAGACUCUGAUCUCCUUCAAGAUCUUUCUCCCGAAGAAGCAUCCUACAGUCUACAGGAGAAUCUGCCUUCUGAUGACAGUUGUCUUUCUCUGGAUGAUCUUGCCAAAAGGAUAGAGAUUGCAGAGGUUGUUCCUGCUGAAGGAUUAGUGUCUAUAUUAAAGAAGAGGAACGAUACUGUAGGAGAUCAUCCUGCCCAAAUGCAACAGAAACCAUCUAAGCGAAGAGUGCGAUUCCAAGAAAUAGACGAUACCUUGGAUCAAGAUGAAGUUGGAGGUGGCUCCUGUAUUUUACUGAUCUUGCUGUGCAUAGCAACGGUUUUGCUUAGUGUUGGAGGAACUGCGCUAUACUGCACUUUCGGUGACAUGGAGUCACCAGUUUGUACAGACUUUGCAGACAACAUGGAUUUCUAUUACACUAAGUUACUGCAGGGAAUGGCAGAACUAAAACACUGGAUCUACCUCUCCUAGCAGCAUUCGACAAAGGCAGGCAUCCUGGCAGUGAGAAUGAAAGAUGUGAAACUUUAUUUCUAGAGUUCUGUUAUAUUUCCCCCUUCCCCCAGUAGUGAACCAAGGACAUAAGCAACAGCAGCUUUAAAUGGCAAGCCAGAAGAACUCUGUUAGAAUAGUCCACGUAAUGAGGCAGAUGCUGAUCUCAAGUAGUUGGAACAAAUGAUCUUUGGAGAGCGUAUCUGCCUGAGCACUGAGCAGAAUGAAACAGGGUAGUGUUGGAACCACACUAGUUUUACCUACCCUGUCAAGCCAGUGGUUAAAGGACACUUCUGGUUUCUAUUUGUUGGUCCACAGACAUUGCUUCCAGCUACCAUGCAAUAAGUUUGUAUAUAAUCAAAAGGAGUUCCUUACAGGGUUUCAAUGUCAUUUUUUAGUUAACUUUGGAAGUUGUAUAAUUUACACUUUGUGCAUUCUUUCCAGAUUCUUUCUCCAUUUAUGGAAUGGUGUGUACGGGUGUGCAUAUGUGUGUUUUAGACAGAAUGAUAAGCAAAUACCCAAGAUAAAGCAACAAAGAUUAUUUUUAUUCUUUUAACUUGACUAUGAUGUGCAGGCACAAAUCUUUGAAGAAGGUUUAACUGUGGGAUAAAUGAAUUAUAGAAAUCUCGAUUCUGAAAUGAGAAACUGUAACUGAUCUGUGGCAAUUAACUUGAUUAACUAGCAAAAUAUUAAUCACAGGCCUGGAGGCAAAAUGAAAGAGCUCCCCCUGAGUCUUAAGCAACAGUUUUAUCAUGGAUUCAAUGCUUCCUGAAAUGAUGAAUGUUGGACUCAACUCAGCCUUUAUUGAGCACCUAUUAUGUUCUGAGAAUCUUAAGAACCAAAAUAGAAGCAUAAAUAGAUACAUAGAUCUACUGUAGAUAUUUUGAUUUGGUCUUACAUGAAAUGAACCAAUACUUUGGCAAAUGAAAUCAUCGUAUAUAAUUCAGUAUUACAGAUCAUGCAUUCAGAUGUUUGAACGUGCAUUCAUAUCGUGGGGUUGAUUUAGACCCUAUCGUGGGUUCAUUAAGCAAAAAUUCAAUCAUACCUUCAAUAAGCAGAUGUCUAGUUUUUGUUUAAAUCUGUCAGUUAGGUGGUCUUCCCUUACCUAAAGUACAGUGGUCUAAAAUUUAGGAAGCCUUGCUUUGACUUUUUAUCGGGUAGCAUUUUCAAAGAGCAAACAUGAAUUACAGUUUUUUAGCAAGUGAUCAUUAUUUCCUGUUUUUCUGUUAGCCUCAUUUGAAAGAAAAAGGGAGCAAUUACUCUCUACUUGUUACUGGCUGGUACAGUACCUCCCUUGGUGUUUCAGCUUAUUUAUUUAGAUACGAAUUUUAAAGGGCUUUUUAUAUCAGUUGAAAGUGUGUUGCUGAGCAUGCAUCUGGUCACCCCAGUGCUAGGGUUUAAUGAUCGUGUCCUUAGUGUCUUUGUUUUGUAUUUUUCAGUUCAGUGUGUUUUUAGACUUAUUUUUAAAUUGAUGUUUUAUUUUUCACAUAUAAUACUGUUUGAUUGUCUCUAUCAUGUCACCAUAAAGUGUAAUAUUUUCCCAGGGUUAUAGAUCAAAGAUAUUUAUUUAGAAUUGUACAAGAUAUUGAAAUUUAGAUUCCUUAUACUUAAGGCUGAUUUUAUUAGAAGAUUAUUUUAAUGUUAUAAAUUUUAAGAAUUUGUAUUCAAAUUGUAUGUAACAUAUGUAAGAUGUUGAUGGUACUCUCUUAAGUGGUUCUAUAAAAGCUGUUCACAAAGUCUACUGUGAGGGUCACCUCGUGACAGACAAACCUCUUCUUUCUUAUCCUCAAUUUCUAGUCACAGGAGUUUGGUGAUGCUUAUUUCUGCCUAUUUUAUGUCAAAAUAACUUAAAAAUUUCCCUCCUGUUCACCUCUUCUAGGUCACUAUCAGUGUCCUAUAUGAUCUCUGGCAUAGUAUUUGCCUACAGGCAACCCAGGCCACCUCUUCUGAAACCCUAGACUUCCUGGGAACCUUCGCACUGAGAUGAAAGAGUCAAAACAACAUCUUACUAAGCAGGGGCCCAGCUGUGUCGCAGAGAGGCCCUGGGUGUCCCCACUAUUUCCAGAGAGGGUGAGGUGAGCUCAGAAGCAUACUGAUAGCUUGACUUAAAAUAGGCAUGAAAUCUCAACUAGAAAAAUUAGGACAACUUUAAAAGAUGUAAUAGUCAUUUAUUGCAUGAACUGGAGUAAUUCCACGUGGUGGUGAAAGGACCAUUCUCUCUCACAUAAAAAAUUCAUCCAGUUUUGCUAAAAUGUAAUUUCUUCCAUCACUUGAAAGUAUUGACAACUAUUUGUAACUAAUCUUCCUUAAGAACUGUAUUUGAGGAUAUAAAAUCGAGCUUGCAAUUUAAAAUCUAUACCAACA